AUGCCCCGUCGGCCUCAUAUACAAGCAUGCCAUCAAUCACUCGUUUGCAAAGGGCGUCUCCUUGAUCUUCCAUGUACGUUGCUUGGUCUCCGUGUUGACGUAGUAGAGGCGGCCACUCUUUGCAUCCCUAUACUCCUUCCACGUCCCACACCCGUAGCGCACCUUUUGUUUUUGCAGCGAUCCCUUCCUGCACUUCCUGCUGCUCCCGCUGAGGGGCUGCACCACCCUUCUUCUCUUCAAGAGCCUCGGAUGGCGGCUUCCCCCUCGCCUCUUGCGUGGCCGUCUGACUGUCGUAUGUCCUCCCCGCCUCUCGCUGGCGCGGCUCCUCCCAGUUGCCGCACAACACGCCACCACCCUCUGCUGGCGUCGCUGAGCAUGCCUCCGCUGCCUUUGUUGCAGCAGCAGCAACUGCAGGAGAGGGAUUCCCCUUCACGAGCGGCUGCGACUCGGUUGUGGCCGCCUCUUCGUCUCCAUACGACAAUCCCAAGCCACGCUGCUGCGCCUCCGCCUUAA
Trypanosoma cruzi is the source of this 513-nucleotide messenger RNA. RefSeq lists its product as uncharacterized. The transcript has a single exon. NCBI's taxonomy places the organism in Eukaryota, Euglenozoa, Kinetoplastea, Trypanosomatida, Trypanosomatidae. The record is from RefSeq and is a predicted model, not a curated record. Bases 1 to 513 code for a protein of 170 amino acids.